Molecule: messenger RNA, 3108 nt
Organism: Columba livia (rock pigeon)
Lineage: Eukaryota; Metazoa; Chordata; Aves; Columbiformes; Columbidae
Gene: ATP6V1B2
Product: ATPase H+ transporting V1 subunit B2
Exons: 14
Coding region: 60-1562 (500 amino acids)
Biological process (GO): vacuolar acidification; proton transmembrane transport; ATP metabolic process
Cellular component (GO): proton-transporting V-type ATPase, V1 domain
Molecular function (GO): proton-transporting ATPase activity, rotational mechanism; ATP binding
Source: RefSeq, a predicted model, not a curated record
GGCCGCUCCGCUAUUUGAGCGCAUGCGCGGCGGGGCCGGCGCCGGUGCGGGCGGAGAAGAUGGCGGCGGUGCGGGGGCUGGUGAACGGCGCCGGGCCCGGCGGGCCCCGGGUGCAGGCGGCGGCGCUCACCCGCGACUACCUGUCCCAGCCGCGCCUCACUUAUAAAACCGUAUCAGGUGUGAAUGGUCCCCUGGUUAUCUUGGAUCAAGUGAAGUUUCCCAGGUACGCGGAGAUCGUCCACCUGACUCUCCCUGAUGGCACAAAAAGAAGCGGGCAGGUUCUGGAAGUCAGUGGCUCCAAGGCUGUGGUUCAGGUAUUUGAAGGAACUUCAGGUAUUGAUGCUAAGAAAACCUCUUGUGAGUUUACUGGGGAUAUUCUUCGAACCCCUGUCUCUGAGGACAUGCUCGGCAGAGUAUUUAAUGGAUCAGGAAAACCCAUAGACAGAGGCCCCAUUGUUUUGGCUGAGGAUUUCCUUGAUAUAUCGGGCCAGCCGAUCAAUCCCCAGUGCCGUAUCUAUCCAGAAGAAAUGAUUCAGACUGGCAUUUCUGCUAUCGAUGGUAUGAACAGUAUUGCCAGGGGGCAGAAAAUCCCCAUAUUCUCAGCUGCUGGCUUGCCCCACAAUGAAAUUGCAGCUCAGAUAUGUCGCCAAGCUGGCUUGGUGAAGAAAUCCAAAGAUGUGAUGGACUACAGUGAAGAAAACUUUGCCAUCGUGUUUGCUGCUAUGGGUGUGAACAUGGAAACUGCCCGGUUCUUCAAAUCAGACUUUGAGGAAAAUGGGUCCAUGGACAACGUGUGUCUGUUCCUCAAUUUGGCCAAUGAUCCAACCAUUGAACGCAUUAUCACGCCUCGUCUGGCCCUCACGACAGCCGAGUUCCUGGCGUAUCAGUGCGAGAAGCACGUGCUGGUCAUCCUGACAGACAUGAGCUCCUACGCCGAAGCGCUGCGAGAGGUCUCAGCAGCUCGAGAGGAGGUACCUGGUCGCCGGGGCUUCCCAGGCUACAUGUACACGGACUUGGCCACUAUAUACGAGCGUGCUGGCCGUGUGGAAGGCAGGAACGGUUCCAUUACUCAGAUUCCUAUUCUUACCAUGCCCAAUGAUGAUAUUACUCAUCCUAUCCCUGACUUGACUGGAUACAUCACUGAGGGACAAAUCUACGUGGAUAGGCAGCUGCAUAACAGACAGAUUUACCCACCUAUUAAUGUCUUGCCCUCCUUGUCUCGACUGAUGAAGUCGGCUAUCGGAGAGGGCAUGACCAGGAAGGAUCACGCAGAUGUAUCCAACCAACUGUACGCCUGCUAUGCCAUCGGGAAGGAUGUCCAGGCGAUGAAGGCGGUGGUUGGUGAGGAGGCUCUUACCUCAGAUGAUCUUCUUUACCUGGAGUUUCUGCAGAAGUUUGAGAAGAACUUCAUUGCUCAGGGUCCUUACGAAAACCGCACUGUUUACGAGACCUUGGACAUUGGCUGGCAGCUCUUGCGAAUCUUCCCCAAGGAGAUGUUGAAGAGAAUUCCUCAGACAACACUGGCUGAAUUCUAUCCUCGAGAUUCGACUGCGAAACACUAGCCACAGCUUCAGCUCUGCCUCCUCGCUCUGUGAAAUGCUGUUUGUUUUCUUCCUUCAUGUGUUGGUGUUUACUCAUUGCCCUUACAAUUAAAACCAAGAGUAGGUGACAUUUGUGCCAGUGUUCCCAUGUACACUGAUACCAGUUUUUAAAAUAUCCCUUCUUCCAAAGCCUGGAUCUUCAGGAAAAUACUUAGGCCAGCUCUUACGAAUGUGCAAUAGCUACCCCAAAGUCUGGUUUUUGAACUGGACCUUUUGUAGGCGUGUUGCGGGAAUGUCCAAGGUUACCAGAAACGGCAAAUCUUUACUUUCGAAGCAGGAGCACAUGGUUCAGAAAACAUGAAAGAGCAAAUGUGACUUCUUUUGUCCCAAGCAUCUGCUCGAUCUGAUUGCACGCAGUCGCUGUGCUGCUGGUCGAACAGAUGGCAACGCUGCUCUCCUGCUCCUGUGCCCGAAGAUCAGGCCAAUAUGUGGAAAACCCUGUGCAUGACAACGUAGUGUUCUGAAAAAUGCCAGUCUUGCUGACUUUUGAACUGUGGCUUAAGAUUCUUAAAGGUGUGUGUGAUCUGAGGGCACCAGCAGGCAGGCCAGGGGCUUUUCAACAAGCCAGUUGCUACCUGAAGGUAACAUGAUAAGGCUUAAUUACUGAGUUAAAGGUUUCAAAUUCAAGUUUGCAGAAUAAGUUUCCUACUUGUCCUUUUUCCUUUGAAUUUUGAAAGUUCCAGAGACACAAACCAGCAGGUAAAGCAUUCCGAGAUCAGCCGUGUCCCCAUGGGCAGAGCUGCAGGUCCUUCAAGGCUUUGUGCUGCUACUGGAGGGGAUUAUAGAUGUGAAAACACCUCCGAUACCUGGCGCAGUUGUACUGGUGCGAGACCAGCUCUGAAAGUGUCCUGUGCCGAAGGAUGCAAGGGGAGAAAGCAACAAUGUGUGAACGGAUAUUUUGAAUUCUGUUCCAAAGCAGGGCCGGGCGGCGCUGGGUCCCCGGGCGGCGCUGGGUCCCCGGGCGGCGCUGGGUCCCCGGGUGGCGCUGGGUCCCCAGCCGCCUUUGGGGCUGUGCUGUUUGCACUCCAGGUGCGGAUUUGACCAGCCAGGGGAGCUCGACAUUCCCGACGCUGCACACUUGGCUCGUCACUUCAGCCUUGGGCUUGUGUUUUUUCAGCCUGGUUCAGACGCGGCUCCGAGCCCAGUGCUGGCAGGCUUGCUCGCUUCUUUUCCAGGCUUAACGUAGUCUAAGCUUUGGUCUGGCUAACCAAAGCAUGUUGCACCUCUCAAAACGCCUUCAGUGCUUGUCUAGGAAGGUGCUAAGAUGACUCGAACGAUCGUGUGCUAAUUCCAGCUUGCCCUGACGUCUUCUCUGUGCAGUUCUUUCUAUAGUUUGUUCUGUGUUCUCUGUAAGUUGGACGCAAUAGCAACUUUAUUCCAGUGCAUUCCACCCUAAAGCUGUGUCAAGUCUAUUUUUCUUGAGGUGUAGGGUUGGGAGUGUUGGCAUGAGAGUACUUUAAUGUAGAGAAUAUCUAAAUAAAUUAAAUAUGGAAAGUGUUGAACAAAA